Messenger RNA from Rhodotorula toruloides NP11, 753 nucleotides. Its product is annotated as protein of unknown function DUF1772. Bases 1 to 753 code for a protein of 250 amino acids. The transcript is spliced from 6 exons. Lineage: Eukaryota; Fungi; Basidiomycota; Microbotryomycetes; Sporidiobolales; Sporidiobolaceae. The record is from RefSeq and is a predicted model, not a curated record.
AUGUCCCAAGACGACGACUCGCUCCUCUCGCUCCUCAGGUUCAUCUCAGCUGUUCUCGGGGGCGUAGUGACCGGUGUGCUGCUCAGCGGGCCCAUCCUGGCUGUCCCUGCACUGUUUUCGACUCCUUCGCUCACUCCCCGCUCUCGUUUGCACGUUUGGUCCCGCCUUCACGCCGACACGACCUCGCUCGCCUCUUCCCUCCUGCCCAUCUUGACAGGCUCGCUCGCCCUUUGCGCUUUACUCGCCCAGUCUCUGCCGCCUGGUGAUGACACGCCGAACUUGAGCGGCAACAUUGUCGAAUGGUUGGAUUUGAUCCCGAGUCUCGUAAGCCAGAACCGUCGAACCCUCUACGCCCUCUGCACCAUCCUAACUCUCGCCAUCCGCCCCUACACAUUCGGCCUCCUAACCCCUCGCAUCGAGUCGCUCAAAGCCGAGGAGAGGCGGCUGAUCUUGCUGGGUGUGAACGGGUCGGAGGAGAGGGCGUUGGGAAGGAGGGGAUGGAGGGGUGCGAGUCCAACGAGGGAAUGGGAGGAGAAGGUUCGGUUGGGCGCGGGGGAGAGGGAUGGGGAGGAGAGCGAUGAGGAGGAUAAUGCGCUUGAGGAGGAGAUUGGAGGGGACGAGAGGGAGUUGUUGAGGAAGGAAGCGGUCGACACCGACUCGCUCAUCCUGCAAACCUCCCGCCUGCAACUCGGCACCGCCUUCCUAGCCGGCUCUGCAUUCGCCCUCAGCGUUCUCGAACUCGUUUGCGUGUAG